AUGAAGGAAGUAAGGUUGACGCUUCACGACAAGGCGUUCAACCACUUUCGCUUCAAAGACGACUUUGCGCGUGUCAUAUCGGGGGAGGAGGAAGGGGUCUAUGGAUGGGUUGCGGUUAACGCGGAGAGGAAGACGCUGGGAGCGCCCCCUGAAGAGACCCUGGGGGCACUCGACAUGGGGGGAAGCAGCAGUCAGAUCACGUUCUGUCCUUUCUUCACGUCCAUCCUAGAAGACUUCUACGCCUUGCACCUCGGCAACACCAGCAUUCGUCUCUACUCCCAUUCGUUCCUCGGUUACGGGUGGGCAGAUGCACUGACCCGUGUUAGCAUCAAAAUCGCAGCCGAGGCACUAACGGAAAAGCCUCAAACUGCGAGCGCCAGGCCCUCUCUUGGAGCCCUCCUCGCCUCGCCUUUUACGCAGCAGCUAAAGCACAAGGGAGACGCCUCUACGGGGCCUAUCCGCCUCGUCGCACAGCACCCCUGCUUCCCUGUAGGGCACGCCUUUUCUUUCUCCCUACCGCGAGUCGAUCAGGCAGGCCUUCGCCUGUACGUGGACUUGGACGCCGACACACUUGAAGCCCUUUUGCUGCUGAUGCGCAUUCCCAAACAAGAGCGAGAUCAGAUCGUUCAGGCGGCCAUGCCCAAGGGAGUCGCUGCGAGGCAUCGACUGCAAGACGAAGAAGGCAAGGAAACCUUCGGCAGGGCGAUAGUAGACUCAGGCGAAGCAGCAGACGCUGUGGAGGGAGCUCCCAAGAUACCCGAGGCGCUAGCGACGCCUCCUGUAGUUCCAGGGGAGGCCAGCGGGGAGCAGCCGGGUGUCUUACGGAGGGAGGAGGAGGAGGCGAAGGCAGAGGAGCCUCCACGGAGGCUACCAGGGGAAAAGAAGCGGGCGAAGAGAGGCAAAGAGGGCACAAAGGGGAAGCACCAGGGUAUAAAGGUCAAGGUCAAAUUUCAUGGAAGCGGGGACUUUGAACAGUGUCAUGCGCUGGCUUCUGGUGCUUCUGAUUUCUGCGACAGGCUCUUCUUCAAUCCUCCCUGCUUUAUAAACCGCUGCUCCUUUAACGGCGUCUAUCAGCCCAGGCUGAUGAUCAGCAAAUUCCUUGCCUUUGGGCAGUACGCGAAGAAAGCGAUGAGGAAGCUGUGUUGGAAGGCCACAUGGAGUCUGACUCUGCUGGUUUUGGGAUUUGGUUUCUCUGAAACUUCUCAACAGAUCACCUUUGCGCGUCCUCCAGGGGAAACUCCAGGAAUCUUAAAACGCUCGCAGGCGUCCCCAGCCGACAGUGCAGCAGAGCCGCCAGCAGCAGCAGGUUGGGCGCUGGGAUCGAUGCUCGUAGACGUUAACCACUACCCCUGGGUAAUUCCCGAGCGGUAA
Molecule: messenger RNA, 1371 nt
Organism: Cyclospora cayetanensis
Lineage: Eukaryota; Apicomplexa; Conoidasida; Eucoccidiorida; Eimeriidae
Exons: 4
Coding region: 1-1371 (456 amino acids)
Biological process (GO): nucleoside diphosphate catabolic process
Cellular component (GO): membrane
Molecular function (GO): nucleoside diphosphate phosphatase activity
Source: RefSeq, a predicted model, not a curated record